GCUUAACGCAGCUUCCACUCGCGGCAGCAUCGAUGAGCUGGAAGCGUAUUGGUCUGUCUGCGGAAGACAGCUGAGCGCUACAAACAUCGAGUCACUGUUUGAACAUCCAGCUCCAACUUACAGAACACUGUCAGAUCCCAACACGUCCACAAAACCCGCUCGCUUCACUUCCCGUCAUCUCAUCCGAAAUUACUUUCACCAUCAUCAUCCUCAUUUACUCGCGCUGCUUCAGAUUAUCGGCUGAAAACAGGGGAACACGGACAGAUAAAAAGAAAACAUCCCCCAAACCAAACGGAGUCUGGUGAAAUGCUCGGCUGCCUGUUUUUUUAAGGAGGAGGGUGUCCAACGCUAAGCUGUAGUUUCUCUCCAAGAGGCGAGGAAUGCAAUCUGAGCAUCAAUGUUUCACUGGGGCAAGUGGAAGAAGAGGAUGGGAGCCAACAGUUCUUCAAAGAGACCAGUGUUCGACGAGAAGGAAGAUGUGAACUUUGACCACUUCCAGAUUUUGCGGGCGAUCGGAAAAGGGAGCUUCGGAAAGGUAUGCAUUGUGCAAAAGAGGGACACAGAGAAGAUGUACGCCAUGAAGUACAUGAACAAACAGCAGUGCAUAGAGAGAGAUGAGGUCCGAAACGUCUUUAGAGAGCUUGAGAUCCUACAGGAAAUUGAACAUGUAUUUUUAGUCAAUCUCUGGUACUCCUUCCAGGACGAGGAGGACAUGUUCAUGGUGGUCGACCUCCUGCUGGGAGGAGACCUGCGCUACCACCUGCAGCAGAACGUCCAGUUCAGCGAAGACGCCGUCAAGCUCUACCUGUGUGAGAUGACUCUGGCCCUGGACUACCUGCAGAGCCAGCACAUCAUCCACAGAGAUGUGAAGCCGGACAAUAUCCUUUUAGAUGAACAAGGUCACGCUCACCUGACAGAUUUCAACAUAGCGACCAUAAUAAAGGACGGAGAGAGAGCCACGGCGCUGGCUGGAACCAAGCCCUACAUGGCUCCAGAGAUCUUCCAGUCGUUUGUCAGCGGAGGCACAGGCUACGCUUUUGAAGUGGACUGGUGGUCGUUGGGGGUGACGGCCUUUGAGGUGCUGCGUGGAUGGCGGCCGUACGAUAUCCAUGCCAGCAACUCGGUGGAGUCUCUGAUCCAACUCUUCAGCACGGUGAGCGUCCAGUACAGCCCAGCCUGGCCCAAAGACCUGGUGGCACUGCUGAGGAAGCUGCUGACUGUGAACCCAGAGCAUCGGUUUUCCAGUCUGUCUGACAUGCAGACGUCUCCGUACCUCGCCGCCGUCAACUGGGACGCCGUGUAUGAGAAGAAGAUGGAACCUGGAUUCGUUCCUAAUAAAGGUCGGCUCCACUGCGACCCCACCUUUGAGCUGGAGGAGAUGAUCCUGGAGUCGCGACCCCUCCACAAGAAGAAGAAGAGGCUGGCUAAGAACCGCUCUCGAGACAACAGCAAGGAUUCACAGUCUGAGAACGACUACCUACAGGAGUGCCUUGAAGUGGUGCAGCAAGAGUUCAUGAUCUUCAACCGCGAGAGGUUGAAAAGGCGCCAGGAGGAGGGCCAGUCGGAGGCCGGGGGCGACGACGCCAGCGCCGACAGGGACGACGAGGCGGAAACUGGGGUCGCCGACGACAACGCGCAGGAUCCGGACCCAGAGCCGGAGCCCGACCCGGAGCCGGAGUCCUCCUCCAAACUGAGCAUGUGCGGCUCCGUGUGCUCGUCCCCCGGCAGCUGCUAGCCCCACACAGCGACGGAUCUGUCUGUGCCGUGCCAAUAGAUCCCCCCCUUCACCUCUCUCCUCUGUCGCCGAGGAAACGCACACAGAGGAGGAGGCCGGGGGGGGGCGAAAUGACCCAAAAUGGCUGCCCCAAUGUUCCGUCUCUUUUACUUUCCGUAGCAUCUUUCUGGUAAGGCAUGAAUGAAGCAGAUCCCCAGAGACUCUCUGUGCUCAUAGAGUAAGCUCUAACUUCUAUGCAAUGUAACAUUAUAGCAUGAUAAAUAAGGUUUCCACUCACUGGGAAGUGUUGAUCGUAACCACGGUGACAUCCUGAGCGACAGCGCCCCACAGCUUAAAGCUGCAGUAUGUAAUAUUGUGUUUUUUAUAAAUUUGUUUAAACUGUCGCCAUGUUGUGAUGGCGUAACAUGAGACAGAUAAUCUGUGAAAAAAUCAAUCUCCUCCACCUCUUCCUUGAGCUACUUAUGCUGUCUGAAAAAAUGCACGAAAACAACCAAUCAGAGUAGGAGGCGGAUCUUAACGCUGUGAAUCAAGCUCAUGUACCCGCUUCUAAAUGUAAAAAUGGUGGAGAAGCAACUUACCGUUACAGGAAAGCCAUUUAUCAACUUCAUCAGUAGCUAAAAUUCUAAUAAAUAGGUUUACAAAGAAUAAAACAAAAUAUAUUAUAUCUACAAUUUCAGUGCGUUUACAUUAGCUUUACAAACGCAUGAUGUAGCUCCAGUUAGUUUAAUGUUUCCUCAUUAACUCGUCACUGUUUUUAUUUAGUUAAUGAAAAACAUUUUCUCAAUUUCAGUUUUUGUUAUUUUGUUGCCAUUAUAACCUCGUUAGCACUGGGAGAAAGCAGAUUUUUUCACAGAUUCGCUCUUUCAUAUUAUACUGUCGCAACAUGUUGACGGUUUCGACAAAUAAAAAUAAAUAUCUCUUGUAAAAGUUUCAUACAGAAGCUUAAGUUGGGUUGCUUGGUUUGGUUGAGGCUCCUCUGGUUCUCCUCAAAGUGCCAAAUCCGAUCGGGACGACUCAGAAGCCACUCGGUUUGCUGUCGUCUGUGUUUCCGCUUUGCUCUUCCCUCCCAGCCUCUCGUACGAUCAUGGUGUGGAGAGAGAACGCCUCCUUUCAGCUCCACGACUAGUUAUUUUACUAUUCAACGACCCGACGUUGAGGCGAGUGUUUUCUGUCUCGCUUGUCUAAGAAUAAAUAACCUCAGAUUGAAAGAAAUUGACUUAAAAUCCUUCACAGGGUGAUGGGCACGACUCCAAGAUUAUUGCUGAUACUUUUCCAUCUUGGCAUUGUGUUAAAAAGCAUCUAAAUGCUCCAGAGAAGCAAAAUGGCUGCAAAUAUACAGAAGCAGUUAGGGCAUAUUUAGUUUUCCACAUACAGCUCUUACUUUUUGACCUCUGACCCUUUUUUAAGACUUGAGAUUAGAUUAAAAUAUAACCGUGGAGCCUGGUAAAGACAAGAUAAUACAUAUUAUGUCCUGAUCCCUAAAAAAGUAGGUGUUCUCUCUUUUUUUUACAAUUAUUAUGUGUUUAAUGCAAAAACACAAAAUCUUACCAAUUAUUUUUUUGUCUAGUUUCUUGUAAAAAUAUCUUAGUUUUGUGUUAUUCCAAGUAAAUUAACUUGUAGUAAGAUAUAGGAGCUUGUUUUAAGCAAAUUAUUAAUAUUCACAUUGAUGAAAAAGAACUAAUUCAACUGGCAGA
Molecule: messenger RNA, 3429 nt
Organism: Poecilia reticulata (guppy)
Lineage: Eukaryota; Metazoa; Chordata; Actinopteri; Cyprinodontiformes; Poeciliidae
Gene: stk32c
Product: serine/threonine kinase 32C
Biological process (GO): regulation of signal transduction; G protein-coupled receptor signaling pathway; protein phosphorylation
Molecular function (GO): G protein-coupled receptor kinase activity; G protein-coupled receptor binding; ATP binding
Source: RefSeq, a predicted model, not a curated record